GAGUAAGCAGUGGCUACCAGCCUUAUCCCCUGCUGCUUAGAGGGCACAGCAAAAACAGUGGCACUCACUAGUUUCUUCUUUUCCGAGUCGAACACAUCACAUAAUGAUUUCAAAUUCAAUGGUAGUGGCUUCUUCUCUGUUUUCCUCAUCACCCUGCGCCCUCUUCACUUCCCAUAAGCUUUCUCCUUCCUUCAAACAAAGGCAUACACACUUGUCUCUCCCACGCUAUUUCGUUUUCAGUUCCAAAAGGACUCUUUCUUCAGUUUGCUUCUCCAACGCUGGAGACAAAUCUGACACCAACAAGGAAUCUGGAUUGCAAUGGCCUAUUCUCAGGCGAUGGGAAGUGCCUUGGGAAUGGCAAACAGUUUCGUUAACCUCUUUUGCUUGUGGAUUGGGUUUUGUGUUGACAGGUUUGGUUGAAGCAACUGCUCUACCGUAUCUAGGGAUUACACCUGAUGUGCUAAGUAUAGAUGAGAAAGCAGAGAUACUUUUUCUCGAUCAGGGCAUCACAACUGCCGUUGUACUUGGAAUCAUAUAUCGUGUUGUCAACACUUUCGAGCCACUCCCUGAAGACUUCUUCAAAUAUGAUUGGAGGGAACCUUUCAAUCUUCAAAAGGGUUGGCUUUUGUGGGCUGGAGUUGGACUUGUUGGUGCCCUAAUUGCCAUUGCUUUGUUGGGAGUUGCUGUGUCUUUCUUCAAUGGAGAACCCCCACAAAGAGAGACUGAUGCUCUUGUUCGUUUGCUUCCAUUAAUUGGAUCUUCAAAUCUCAGCACUGCAUGCUUGGUGGGCAUCACAGGUGUUCUAGCUCCACUCCUUGAGGAGAAUGUAUUUAGAGGGUUUUUUAUGACUUCCCUGACUAAGUGGGUUCCUACACCAGUUGCUGUCAUCAUUAGCGCUGCUGUUUUUGCCCUUGCCCAUCUCACUCCUGGAGAAUUUCCACAGUUGUUUGUUCUAGGUACUGCUUUGGGGUUUUCAUAUGCUCAAACGCACAACCUUCUCACCCCCAUCACUAUCCAUGCUUUUUGGAAUUCAGGAGUUAUACUACUUCUUACUUUUCUCCAGCUUGAAGGGUACGAUGUCAAAGAAUUCUUGCAGACAAAUUGAUGGAAAAUUCUCUCCUUUACAUGGAUGUGGAGCUUGUACAGUAUAGAGUACCGAUCCAUUUAUUUGCAUAUCUAUGCUCCCUUUCCCCCUUUCCCCGUUGGAAAAUAUAAUCAGGUUCUUGUUUCAAACAGUGAAGUAGGAAAUCAUUGUUUGAUCAUGCAAGUUAGAAGGUUGCCAAGAAAUAAGACUCUUUGAUCAUUCUAUUGUUUAGAUUUUUUUGGAAAGCUUACAAAGUAGAGUGAGUUAUCAAUUUA
Abrus precatorius (Indian licorice) is the source of this 1359-nucleotide messenger RNA. RefSeq lists its product as uncharacterized. Gene Ontology annotation, biological process: CAAX-box protein processing. Gene Ontology annotation, cellular component: membrane. The record is from RefSeq and is a predicted model, not a curated record. The transcript has 10 exons. Lineage: Eukaryota; Viridiplantae; Streptophyta; Magnoliopsida; Fabales; Fabaceae. Bases 104 to 1105 code for a protein of 333 amino acids. Gene Ontology annotation, molecular function: metalloendopeptidase activity.